UUACUUUCUCUGAACAACAAUUUUUUUACCAGAAGUGCCCUCAAUCAACCAAUCAUCAUUGCAUUUCCUCUCUCUACACUCUUCGUCUGCUAUCAUCUGGUCAGUUCUCUCUCUUUCCAUGGUUAUAUUAUGUAUGUGCCAAUUACCGGAGGAUUUUGAAUCUUCCCUAAUUUAACUGAACCCGCCGUUUAUCCUCGAUCUGAAUAAUUAUGUGCAAGUAUUGCAACCUCUUAUUCCUCUCGUAUUGGCGUGGUUGUUAUCUGCAAGUUUCCUUCAAUUUUAAUUGGCCAUUGAGCGAAUUUGGUGAACUUCGUGGGGUGGCAAUCAAUUAAUAAAGAUCUCUUAAUCUGAAUAAUUCCAAGCUCUUAGUAAUGGAGUUGAAUUCCAUCAAGGAUGCUUUUGACCGUGUUACAAAGAAGCAAAAGCUCUCAUCCUCAAAAUCUCAAGAAGUAAUUGAACAGAUCGGGCAAGAAAUCGAACAGGCUUUGUCGAGAAUACAAUCUGAACAAGAUUCUGCAUCUCCAUCUGAUCAUAAAUUGAUUCUCAGUGAACUGAAAACCAAGCUGAAAGAAAUAGCUCCUCUCAGCCAUCUGGAAGGCACACAAAAGGAAUUAAAUGUUGCAUUGAGCAAGUACCCAAAGCUUCUUGAGAAAUCUUUCAAUCCUGAUAUCUCAAAGGCUUAUCGCAAUAUCGAUUUUGAUUUACACACUGUUAACCAAAUUAUUGCCAGCCAUUUCUAUCGAGAGGGCCAAUUUGAUCUUGGCGACUGCUUCAUCAAUGAGUCGCAGGAACUAGAGGCUGCAGCAAGUAAAUCCCCUUUCCUAGAAAUGUUCCAGAUCUUGGAAGCCAUGAAAUCUAGGAACCUGGAGCCUGCUCUGAGUUGGGCAGCGAGGAAUCAUGAUCAACUGAAACAAAAUGGGUCUGACAUAGAAUUAAAACUGCAUCGUCUUCAGUUUGUAGAGAUCUUGCAGAACAGGGGCAGGGAUGAAGCUCUAAAGUAUGCCAGAGCCUUUUUGGCUCCAUUUGCUACCAAACAUAUGGCUGUUUUCCAGAAACUUAUGGCUUGCCUUCUUUGGGCCGGAAGGCUUGAUUCCUCACCAUAUGCAGAAUUGCUAUCCUCCAUACACUGGGACAAACUGGCUGAGGAACUCGCACAACAGUUCUGCAAUCUUAUGGGGCAAUCUUACGAGAGUCCAUUGAGUGUGACAAUUGCGGCUGGAGUUCAGGGGUUGCCGACUCUUCUGAAGCUGAUGAAUGUGAUGACUGGGAAGAAGCAGGAAUGGCAGACAAUGAAACAACUACCGGUGCCAGUGGACUUGGACAGGGAGUUUCAGUUCCACUCCAUAUUUGUGUGCCCAGUGAGCCGUGACCAAGUAAGCGAAGAGAAUCCUCCUAUGCUGUUGACAUGUGGGCAUGUUUUAUGCAAGCAAUCCAUCACCAAGUUGUCCAAAAACAACAGCACUAGGCGCUUCAAGUGCCCCUAUUGCCCUGCUGAAGUCGAAGCAGGUCAGUGUACGCAAUUAUAUUUCUGAUGCUGCUAAAGUUUGUAAAGUGGUUCAUCCCACUGCCAUCACAAACGAAAGGGAAAUACCCCUUCAUUGAACAUAAAUCGUGUACGUAGGCUAAACUGUAUCACUUAGACUAGAUCUUGUUCUCAUUAUAUGGUUGUUUUAACUGUUCUGUGUCGGACUCAGGAGGUGUUAUUGUGUAAAUAUAUUUUAUUUGCAAAUCAAA
Messenger RNA from Salvia miltiorrhiza (redroot sage), 1734 nucleotides. RefSeq names its product protein RMD5 homolog. Bases 372 to 1532 code for a protein of 386 amino acids. The record is from RefSeq and is a predicted model, not a curated record. The transcript has 2 exons. Gene Ontology annotation, cellular component: nucleus; cytoplasm; GID complex. Gene Ontology annotation, biological process: proteasome-mediated ubiquitin-dependent protein catabolic process. Gene Ontology annotation, molecular function: ubiquitin protein ligase activity. NCBI's taxonomy places the organism in Eukaryota, Viridiplantae, Streptophyta, Magnoliopsida, Lamiales, Lamiaceae.